GGUGGGGGAAGACGCCGAGCGUGGAAGCGGGGCCCCGGGCAGAGGGCGCGGUGGGGCUGCGCGCACGCUGGGGCGCGUGGAGGGGCGCGGAGGGCGAAAUGAGUCUGGUGGGGGGCUUUCCCCACCACCCCGUGGUGCAUCAUGAGGGCUAUCCGUUCGCCGCCGCCGCCGCCGCUGCCGCCGCCGCCGCCGCCAGCCGUUGCAGCCACGAGGAGAACCCUUACUUCCACGGUUGGCUCAUCGGCCAUCCCGAGAUGUCGCCCCCCGACUACAGCAUGGCCCUGUCCUACAGCCCCGAGUAUGCCAGCGGCGCCGCCGGCCUGGACCACUCCCAUUACGGGGGAGUGCCGCCCGGCGCCGGGCCCCCUGGCCUGGGGGGGCCGCGCCCGGUGAAGCGCCGAGGCACCGCCAACCGCAAGGAGCGGCGCAGGACUCAGAGCAUCAACAGCGCCUUCGCCGAACUGCGCGAGUGCAUUCCCAACGUGCCCGCCGACACCAAGCUCUCCAAAAUCAAGACGCUGCGCCUGGCCACCAGCUACAUCGCCUACCUCAUGGACCUGCUGGCCAAGGACGACCAGAACGGCGAGGCGGAGGCCUUCAAGGCGGAGAUCAAGAAAACAGACGUGAAAGAGGAGAAACGGAAGAAAGAGCUGAAUGAAAUCUUGAAAAGCACAGUAAGCAGCAAUGACAAGAAAACCAAAGGCCGGACAGGCUGGCCUCAGCACGUCUGGGCCCUGGAGCUCAAGCAGUGAAGAAGAGAAGGAGGAGAAGAGAGCCAGUGAGCUGGGGCCGAGGUGCCAGAUACUGACCCAGGACUCCCGGCAAGCCCUCGGCUCUGCUCUGAGGACUACUUGCAUUUGGAUCAUCCGGUUUAUUUAUGUGCAAUUUCCGUCCCCCUCUCUUUUUGCCCCCCUUUGAGGCAUCCAUUCCCCAUCUCCCCCUCCAAAACAGUGGAUAUUUGAAGAAAAGCAUUCCAUAUUUUAAUAUGAAGAGGACACUCCCACGUGGUAAGGGAUCCCUUCGACUUGUAGAUUCUGUGUGUGUGAAUGUUCCCUGUUGGCUGUGUAGAUACCACCGCUGUCCCUCCUCACCUAACCAGCCCCUCCCAGAUAAAGACAGCAGACACUAGUGCAUAUGUGAAGUGUAUCUUCAGUUCCUGGCCUUUGGAUAUAAAUAUUCCUGGGGAUUAUAAAGUUUUAUUUCAAAGCAGAAAACAGGGCCACUAACAUUUCCGUUGGGGUCGGUAACUAGUGCUGUCUUCAUAUGUGAUCAUUCCCUAUUCAAAGAUAUUUCCAACAGCUACUUGUUUUGUGCACUUCUGUCCUCUAAAACUAAGUGGAAUUUAAUUAAUAUUGAAGGUGUAAACAUUGUAAGUAUUCAAUAAACCACUGUGUGUUUUUUUUUACAAAAAAUCCUAAUCUUUUAAUGGCUGAUACCUCAAAAGAAUUUUGAAAACAAAGCUGUUAUACUUGCUUUCAUAAUAUUUAAACUAUUCAGAAGUAAACUAAAUUAUCAUA
Cavia porcellus (domestic guinea pig) is the source of this 1517-nucleotide messenger RNA. RefSeq names its product heart and neural crest derivatives expressed 2 (gene Hand2). NCBI's taxonomy places the organism in Eukaryota, Metazoa, Chordata, Mammalia, Rodentia, Caviidae. The record is from RefSeq and is a predicted model, not a curated record. The coding region runs from base 99 to 752 and encodes 217 amino acids. The transcript has 2 exons. Gene Ontology annotation, molecular function: RNA polymerase II transcription regulatory region sequence-specific DNA binding; DNA-binding transcription factor activity, RNA polymerase II-specific; protein dimerization activity. Gene Ontology annotation, biological process: heart development; regulation of transcription by RNA polymerase II.